UUAAGCAACCAGAAGCUCCUGAGGAACUAAUGGGUCAGAGCAAAUUCUGACUUAACACUAAUUCCUUCCUGCUGAGGUCUUCAAAUGAUCGCUGAUGAAGACAUAACCAUAAAGGGGUUCAGAGAAGGUAUCUGGGCAGCUCCAUACACAGCAAUCCAACAUGUCACUGGCUGUUCAUACAGAUUAACCUAUCUAAUUUGUUCCCAGGUUUGAAUCAUGUGAUUGCAUAUUGAUAUCCAGGGUGUAAUCCUACCUCAUGCCCAGUGCUCUUAUGAUAAACUCCAGAUCCACCAUCAUCCUGAUGCGAAUAAAUUGCUCACUGAUAGUGAGUUCUGAGUUUUUACAGUUUCACACAUUUGAAUUCUGUGCUAACUCUAGACACAGAAACCUGAAACAAAAUAUAUGUGCUUGAAGGCAAUAACAUGAGGGGAGGGGUUUUGGAUAAGGUGUGUGUGUGUGUGUGUGUGUGUGUGUGUGUGUGUGUGUGUGUGUGUGUGUGUGUGUGUGUGUGUGUGUGUGUGUGUGUGUGUGUGUGUGUGUGUGUGUGUGUGUGUGGUUGUGUGUGUUGGUGAGUGGGUAGGGGUGUAAAUGAUGACUUUAAGUGUCUAUACAGCCGUGAAACUAGUCAUUCAAGGCAGUUGAGACUGUACAGAGUGAAGUGUGUGACACGCUGAUAAUAAUGAAGAUAGCAUUGUUGAUGUUGCUCAUGAUUUUAAACCUCCCGUCUUUAAAACUGAUCAAAUGCACUGAAGUGUUCGCUCCUGGGAAUAUCAUCAUUGGGGGGCUUUUUCCCAUCCACACCACAGUAGAGCAGCUAGGUAACUUCUAUGAUCUCGAGGCUCCCUGCAACAUUCUGAGUCCAGCCGGUCUGGCUCAUUCUCUGGCCAUGAUCCACGCAGUGGAAACUGCAAAUAUCUCACCUGAGUUAACAUACCUGGGCAUAACUCUUGGGUAUCACAUCCACGACACAUGUUCAGACGUCACCACCACGCUCAGAGCCGUCAAGGAUUUUACUGACGACUGCAUGCCGAGAAGAAACACAUCCCGAUAUGUCCGGCCUGUGAAAGCAGUGAUUGGCGCCUACAAUUCUGAGAUGUCUAUCGCUGUGGCAAGAAUGCUCAACCUGCAGCUCAUACCUCAGAUCAGUUAUGCUUCCACAGCAGACAUUUUGAGUGAUAAGAGUCGUUUCCCAGCAUUUUUACGCACCGUCCCAAGCGAUGUGCAUCAGACGAGCGCCAUGGUUCAGCUCCUGAGUGAGAGGAAGUGGACAUGGGUUGGUUUCCUGACCACUGACGGAGACUACGGACGCGCUGCUUUAGACAGUUUCAUUUCUCAGGCAACUAACUCCGGCAUCUGUGUGGCCUUUACAGAAAUCCUACCUGACUCUCUGAGUAAUACUCGCAAGCUGGAAGCCAAAAUCUCUCACACUGUUCACACCAUCCAAACAAACCCAAAAGCGAAGGUCAUUGUAUCAUUUGCCAAACCAGAACACAUGAAGAGGGUGUUCAGUUUGCUGAUGGAGCUCAGCACAGACCAGAGGCUCUGGAUUGCGAGUGAUAACUGGUCUAUGGCAGAAGAUGUACUCAGUCCUGAGCAACUGGAACGUGUUGGAUGGGUGCUGGGCUUUUCUUUCAAAAACAAAUACAUCACAAACUUUGAGGAAUAUGUACAUCGUUUAGAACUGAACAGCGAUGCUCAGAGCAACAACUCAUUUCUCAAAGAGUUUUAUUCCUCUCUUGCAACCUCAGUGAACGUGAGUGAGGCAAAUGUUUCCACCGCUACAGAUAAGCUGAUAGCAAGUGCUCAGGUAGGUGUGGUGUUCAGCAUUCAGAUGGCGGUGAAUGCGAUCGCUCAGGCAGCGGCGUUCAUCUGCAAAAACGUCGACUGCAUGGCUUCAGAAGCUAUAAAACAUCAGGAGCUGCUGUCUGUGUUGAGGACCAGAAGCUUCGAGUUGGAUGGAGUCUCAUAUGAGUUUAACGAGGAUGGAGAUAUUAACCUCGGCUAUGACGUCUCUCUGUGGAACUCUAAUGGAAUAAAAGUGGAGACGUUGAAUGUCAUAUCUCACUAUCAGCCAUCGGACAGAAGCCUGAACACCACUGAAUUAACACUGAGUUUGGUGUCUAAAUGCUCAAAGAGUUGUGAACCAGGUCAAUUUAAAAAAAGUGUUGACGGUCAACACACCUGCUGUUAUGAGUGCAUCAACUGUGCACAGAAUCAAUACACCAACAACACAGACAUGGAUCAGUGCUACAGCUGUGAUGAGGACAGCGAGUGGUCUGAGUCUGGCAGUUCAGCAUGUAAUGAGAAGAGGGUGGAGUUUUUCUCCUGGAGUGACCCCUUUGCGAUGGUGCUGCUCUCUCUCUCAGUUCUUGGUGUGGUUGUGGUUUUUGCUGUAUCCGUUGUUUUCUUGCUGCACAGAGAUUCUCCAGUGGUGAAGGCAGCUGGCGGCUCAUUGUGUCAGCUGAUCCUUCUGUCUCUGAGUGGAAGCUUUGUGAGUGCCAUGCUAUUUGUGGGAAAGCCAACAGCUUUGCAGUGUAAAGUGCGUCAGGUUCUUUAUGGCCUCAGUUUCACUGUGUGUGUGUCCUGCAUCCUCGUCAAGUCUCUGAAGAUCUUGCUGGCAUUCCACAUGAACCUGCUGCUAAAGCAACUGCUCUAUCGCCUCUAUAAGCCGUACGCCAUCGUGAGCAUGUGUGUGGCAUUGCAGGUUGUGACCUGUGCAUGCUGGCUGAUCCUGAAAAGCCCUGAAUCAACAUCUACUGUGUUCCUCAGGAGUGUCCUACAGGAGUGUGAUGAGGGCUCGUAUGUGGCUUUUGGGGUGAUGCUUGGCUACAUUGCAUUACUGGCUCUAGUGUGCUUUGCCUUUGCUUUCCAAGGACGCAAACUUCCACAUAAAUACAAUGAAGCAAAAUUUAUUACCUUUGGUAUGCUCAUCUACCUCAUUGCAUGGAUUAUUUUCAUCCCAACAUACGUCAACACAAAAGGGAAAUACCUCCCGGCCGUGGAGAUGAUCGUCAUCCUGAUAUCCUGCUACGCUAUACUGAGCUGCCACUUCUUCCCCAAGUGUUACAUCAUCUUAUUCAGGAAGACACAAAACACCAGAGACGCCUUCGUUAGGAGCAUUUACGAAUAUUCCAAAAAGACCGUGGGAAAUAUACAUCCACCCCAAACUGAGAAAUAUGCACCAUAUGCCAUGUCCAACCCAAGUUUUGUUCCUAAAGAAUGACAGAAUAAGAAUCACACCCAUAUCAGCAAAUAUACAAAAUUCACACAAUGUCAUGCUUCUAUUUUUGAGUUUAUUUUUAUUUAUUUAUAUUUUACAUCAGACAAAUCAGGGAGUUGAGCACUUAUAUAGGAGUGAGGGAAAAGAGAUUGAUAAAAAAAAUCUUGAUUAAAGGCUAAUACAUAUUUAUAGAGUUUAUACUUUUU
This is a messenger RNA of Tachysurus fulvidraco (yellow catfish), 3426 nucleotides long. RefSeq names its product G protein-coupled receptor, class C, group 6, member A (gene gprc6a). The transcript is spliced from 6 exons. NCBI's taxonomy places the organism in Eukaryota, Metazoa, Chordata, Actinopteri, Siluriformes, Bagridae. Gene Ontology annotation, cellular component: membrane. The coding region runs from base 680 to 3223 and encodes 847 amino acids. Gene Ontology annotation, molecular function: G protein-coupled receptor activity. The record is from RefSeq and is a predicted model, not a curated record. Gene Ontology annotation, biological process: G protein-coupled receptor signaling pathway.